This is a messenger RNA of Pyrus x bretschneideri (Chinese white pear), 1113 nucleotides long. RefSeq lists its product as uncharacterized. Lineage: Eukaryota; Viridiplantae; Streptophyta; Magnoliopsida; Rosales; Rosaceae. The transcript has 5 exons. The coding region runs from base 283 to 825 and encodes 180 amino acids. The record is from RefSeq and is a predicted model, not a curated record.
AAGUGGGAAGAAAGAAACCGCAUCGCCCAGCAACGUAUUUAAUUAAUUAAUUUCACUUUUUCAAAAAAAACCUUGAUCCAAAAGCUACCAAUCGAAAACAACUGGUUCCCCCACUUCUUUUUCACGUGGAAUUUCCCUCUCACUUUCUCACCAAUUCGAUUCCCAAUCUUCCCUGUAAAUCCGGAAACCCUAACCCUCCAAAUUCUCAUCAAUUCUUUCGCGGAUGAAAACCGAUUGCUAGCCUUUGAAUUUUCCCGGCAAAGCUCCAGACUCAGGGACUCAAUGGCGGCGACGCUCAACACCUCCAUGGCGGCCUGGAUCCGCCACUUACUCGCUUGCAUGGGUGGUUGUUUUGGAUGCUGCACUAAACCCACACCAAUUACUGCUGUUGAUGAGCCUUCGAAGGGAUUGAGAAUUCAAGGGCGAAGUGUUAAGAAACCGGGCAUCUCGGAUGACUUUUGGAGCAGCAGUACUUAUGAUUUGGACAAUAGUGCCGUUCAAUCCCAGAGAAGCAUCUCAUCCAUCAGCACAUCCAACCAGACCCUCAACUUUGGCAGUGUGGCUGGUAGUAGCACAAGCAGCCAAUCCGACUUUGUAAAUAAUGGUCUUGUUCUAUGGAACCAGAACAGGCUUGAGUGGAUCGGAAGUGGCAACCCUAGGAAUCAAAUUCCAAAAACUCGGGAAACCAGAGUAAGUUGGAAUGCAACUUAUGAAAGAUUGGUUGGAACCAAACAGAGACAGUCGCCUUAUGCGCAACGCAUUCCUUUGUCUGACAUGGUAGAAUUUCUCGUGGAAGUAUGGGAGCAGGAGGGUCUGUACGAUUGAGUGAAUACCAGAAUCCGCCUUUUAACGUGAGGAAGAUACUUUUGUCUUUGUAAAUCUGAGAGGUGUGUCUAGAUGGACGGGGCAAAGAAGGAAUUCGAUACAACGACCACAUGUUUCAAGUUUAGCUGUAAUAUUUUCAUCCUUUCUGCUCCCUUUUGUAACCAUGUAAUUGUGGAAAAUGUCGUCUGCCACGCAUAACUGAAUACAGAAGCAGCAGUUAGCUUUUGCUUGUGUGAAUACAAAAGUUAAAAAAGAGGGUUUCAAAAUAUACACCUAGAUUCAUGGUGA